Messenger RNA from Metarhizium robertsii ARSEF 23, 477 nucleotides. Its product is annotated as NADP-dependent alcohol dehydrogenase-like protein. Lineage: Eukaryota; Fungi; Ascomycota; Sordariomycetes; Hypocreales; Clavicipitaceae. The record is from RefSeq and is a predicted model, not a curated record. The coding region runs from base 1 to 477 and encodes 158 amino acids. The transcript has a single exon.
AUGGCCACUCAGCGCCAGGGCUUCCGCCUCCCCCUCGUCUACCGCCUCUUUUUCCUGCUUCUGGAGCCCGUUUCGGCCCUGGUGGGCGCCUACUUCAACCACUUCCGCCAAAGUGACUACCUGGCGCUGCUUCAUGGCGCGUCUGCCCCGUCGGACGCGUCUGCCCUGCCACUCGGCACGUCGGUCGCCAUGUCCCAGCUGGCGAAUAUGUACUUCUUCUUUGCUGUCAACGAGGCUCUUGUCCUGCGGUCGACGUGGGACAUGCGCGUCUGGAGGACCGUCCUGCUCGUGAUGCUGGUUGCGGAUUUUGGCCAUUUGUAUUCGAUGAGGGCGCUGGGGCCCGCCAUCUACUACGAUGUGUUUGGCUGGAAUGCCGGGGACUGGGGGAACGUGCCGUGGGUGUAUGCUGGGGCUGCGUUGAGGAUAUGUUUUCUCGCGGGUGUUGGGUUGCGGGAUUCAAAGAGACGACAAGGCUAG